GCGACGCAGUUCUUGACAUAAUUGGCACGACUAGGCUAUAUAUAUAUAGUACUGUAUAUGCAUACAGAACUUGCCAUGCGCAGCAUUUCUCCUUUCCAGCCAUCCUUAUUUGUCAUUGACCCAUGUAUAGAGAGUUGCAACACAGAUAAUCGCAUUUGAAGCUUGCUGAUUGUGUUUGUCACAGCAAGAGACCUUCACAUGACUCGAAUCCAUUCGCUCUUACAGGUCUGAUCUUUCUUCACCUCUGAAAACUGUCUCCAUCUAGCGGCUUCCCCCCCUGCACAUCUAUCAGUGCUGAAUGUGUGAAUCAAUAACCUGAGACGUGAAAAUAUCUGCAACGUCUCUCAGCUCAGGGUUCAGCACUUAACCGAAUUCCAGCGAAACUUUGAUUAAUGAUAAUUCAGAUAAAGCCUGUGAAUAACUUUACACAGUGCUCUGCAUAGAAAUGUUCGUUUCAUUUAUAACAGAAUGAAAUACUACUAACAUUUAACCGUAACACUUCUUAAGGUACAAUAUGCACCGUUCACACAGACUGUGUUACAUUCAUAUGUGUUAACCGAUGCCCGUAGCACGUGACACGCCUCUACUGCGCCGUGAGCAGAGGCAACUUGGGCUCCACCGCAGACUCACAGAUCUCCGUCGGUAGCGGAUGAAGCAACUUCCAGCGAAUCAUUUGUUGCGGGUUCACUUUUUGUUCGGGUUAUAAACAGACCCUGCGAAGCGGUUCUCGGCUCGUUGGAUUACAGUUAAAAGAAGCGGAUAGGAAAGUGGCAUUUUCUGCUUUUGAAACGCCGAACGCGCUCUCGGCAGGGUGGUCUCCUCUUCCUAUGAAACGACCACUGUGGCAGGUUUCUCCAAGAGCGUUAGUGUCACACACACAAGCUGUGGAGGAUAAAAAGGAUGUCCUUGGACAACGUGAAUCCUCUACCUGACUUCUAAACUUGUUGCAUUUGCUCUAGAACACCUCCGAGUGCGCGUUUCGGAUACUUAUUUGUGCGUAACGGCGGAACAGCGAUUCAAAGUGGACUAUAACUGAUGAGCUGUGUGUAAAAAACAGCACUUUUGCAUCAAAAUCCAUUUAUGAGGAGAUGUCCUUUCCGCGCGGGGCGGAUUUGUGAGCGCAAAACCUGCUUCAGUCGCACCGGGUCGCGCACAUUGGGUCAGCAUGGCAGCCGGAGUCGCCGCGUGGCUACCGUUCGCACGCGCCGCGGCCAUAGGAUGGAUGCCCGUGGCGAGCGCGCCGAUGCCGCCGCCUCCACGGGACAAGAGGCGAGGUCAGGACGGCCUGAUCAUCUUGAACGUCAGCGGCACUAGGUUUCAAACUUGGCGGAAUACUUUGGAGAGGUACCCCGACACCUUACUGGGAAGCACAGAGCGCGACUUCUUCUUCCACGAGGAGACCAACGAGUACUUUUUCGACCGCGACCCGGACAUUUUCAGGCACAUCCUCAACUUCUACCGAACCGGGAAGCUGCACUACCCUCGCCACGAGUGCAUAUCCGCCUAUGACGAGGAGCUGGCCUUCUUCGGCAUCAUUCCUGAGAUAAUAGGAGACUGCUGUUAUGAGGAGUACAAAGAUCGCAGGAGGGAGAACGCGGAGAGGAUUCAAGACGAUGAGGAGAACGACAACAACAACGAUAUGGUGCUGCCGGAUAUGUCGUUCCGCGAGUCCAUGUGGCGUGCGUUUGAGAACCCGCACACCAGUACCAUGGCACUGGUGUUUUAUUAUGUCACGGGCUUUUUCAUCGCCGUCUCCGUGAUGGCCAACGUGGUGGAGACGGUGCCGUGCGGCGGCGGGCCGACCCGGGCGAAGGAGACCUCGUGCGGGGAGCGCUACGCCCUUGCGUUCUUCUGCUUGGAUACGGCCUGCGUCAUGAUCUUCACCGUCGAGUACCUGCUGCGUCUGAUCGCCGCGCCCAGCAGGUACAAGUUCGUCAAAAGCGUCAUGAGCAUCAUUGACGUGGUGGCCAUCAUGCCUUACUACAUCGGCCUGGUCAUGACGGACAACGAGGACGUGAGCGGGGCCUUCGUCACCCUCAGGGUCUUCAGGGUCUUUCGGAUUUUCAAAUUUUCGCGGCACUCCGCGGGACUGCGUAUCCUGGGGUACACGCUCAAGAGCUGCGCCUCCGAGCUGGGCUUCCUGCUCUUCUCGCUCACCAUGGCCAUCAUCAUCUUCGCCACCGUCAUGUUCUACGCAGAGAAGGGCUCAUCCGCCAGCAAGUUCACCAGCAUACCGGCGGCUUUCUGGUACACCAUCGUCACCAUGACAACGCUGGGAUAUGGAGAUAUGGUUCCUAAGACCAUCAUGGGGAAGAUCUUCGGCUCUAUUUGUUCUCUGAGCGGCGUGUUGGUGAUCUCUCUUCCUGUUCCCGUCAUUGUGUCCAACUUCAGUCGGAUCUACCAUCAGAGUCAGCGUGCGGAGAAGCGACGUGCCCAAAAGAAAACCAGGCUUGCUAGAAUUCGUGCGGCGAAGAGCGGUGGCGCUAACGCUUAUUUGCAGUACAAACGCAAUGGGAUGCUGGCGGACGCGGAGGAGGAGGCAUCAAAAGAGGCCGGCCAGGCAUUGGUAUGUAAGUCCAACCCCACUUUUGAGACCCAGCAUCAUCAUCUUCUGCACUGCUUGGAGAAAACCACGAAUCAUGAGUUUGUAGAUGAGCAAACUUAUGAGACAAGCUGUAUGGAGGUUUCCCUAGCGAAACCAUCCAUGUCUCGUUCCUCCUCGCUGUCCUCCUCUCCGCACGGCCUGUCCUCCUGCUGCUCGCGCCGAAACAAGCGCAAGAGCUUCAACAUCCCCAAUUCCAACAUGGCUGCUGGCCGCAGGGGCAGCAUACAGGAGCUCAGCACCAUCCAGAUCAGAGAGAGACCGCUGAGCAACAGCCGCUCCAGUCUCAAUGCCAAGUUUGAGGAGACAGUACCCCUGAAUUCGGAAGAGCAGUCCUACAUCACUGCCGCUGUCAUCAGCAUGCCCACCCCGCCUGUGACCACGCCCGAGGGCGGAGACUCGGCCAGCUCGCCCGACUUCUUGCAAAGCAACAUUGUCAGGGUGUCGGCGUUAUAGACCGUCCGCCGUGACCAUUAGCCGUUUGAUUUAGCGAGUGGACGCUGGAGCGGAAAGGAUCGACGGAGCCCCCUAGUGUAGUGGAGGAGGCAUUGCAGCAGGAUGGGCUGUAGCUGGACCUUUUUUUUAAUCGGCUCCUGCCCUGAGCUCCAUCAGCUCCACCUCUAGGCCCAUACUUCAUGUGACUCACGCCGGGGUCCGAUAGGCUUUCACUCAACCCAUAGAGGAAAACAAUGACCAUUGUGGUUGUUACAGCUUCUAUAAUUUUUCAGUAUUGUGAGUCUUUGAAUCUGUUGUCUUCGAUUUGAUGGGAUCGCCACAUUUUGGGACGAAUAAGGAGUGUACCAGCAGGGGCGGGAUUUUACAAGCUUUUAGACAGCUAUACACACACUUUUGAUACUACUAAGUAAAGCUGGGCUCUACUAGGGUGUGCGGUCGGAUGCUUUUGCGUGCGUGUGUGUGAUCGAGACCGAUCUCUUGCAUGUUUUGCGUAAGUCUUUGUCCUUUUUCAAUUCGGCAUGAGCAAUAAGGAUUGGCUCUUUCUGUCAGAAUGUGUGCUUUUUACUUUCGCCUAGUUAUAUAGUAUUGAUCUUUCCAACCUAAUGAGUGUGUGAAAACAGCUGUUUUGAGAGAAUGGGCUGAUAAAUGGAGAAAAUCCUGUCUCACACUCUCUCUGUCCCACCCAUGUUGCGUUCACUCCUUGCCUGGCCUGAUGAGAUGUCUGUUAUUCCUCUUCUUUUCUUUUUUUUUAGUGGCAAAAAGCAAAACGAAAAAGGAAACGCCUUUUGUGUUUCACUAUAUUUGACUUUCUCAAACUUGACAGUGGAGGCUUAUGAACUGGAGCUCUAAUACUAGCCAUUCCGUUUUAUACUCCAAAGUUUGCGAGUUAACUGUGAAAAGAAAAAUAACGUGCUUAUUUAUUAUCUUCGUUAAAAUUAUUGUGCAUGUUGUCGUACACAUGGUGAAACGGGCCAGCGUGGACCAGAGAAUAGAGCUUUUUUUCGAGUUCUAACUUUUUCUUCCCUCCCUUUAAAGAUGUGCUUUUAUCAGAAAACAUUAUUAAGCCUGUUUAUUAUUUCUAGAUAAUAGCAUCAAGUUGUAUGACAUGUUGAGAAUCAUCCAAUCAGAUUCUUAGUACUGUUUUGGAGAUUAUUAUAUCUUAUUAUUAUGAUCAGCCGGAUCUCUCAAAAUCUCAUUCAGGUUUGUUUCACUCCAAAAUCAAAAGAGAAUUAAAUUAUGUUUGGCAUAAAAUUGCUUUAAAAUAACAUUAAAAACAUUUUAAUGAUAAUUAAGCACACGCAAAUUCUCAUUACCGUUUUAGUUUUUUGUAAUUCCCAUUCUCAAUGGUGAUUUUCAUUACUGUAAUACAGUAUUUUUUAAAGGCAAAUGUAUAAUGCUUCAUAAUGAUUGUAAAAAUACUUCAGAUGUGUAAAUUAUGCCAUUACAGUAAUGAAAAUUGUAUUGUAUUUGGGGAGUUCUCGUGCUUAAUUGUCAUGAAAAUAAUGCACAAAAUCUGUUUAGACUUUAUGUAAGCAAAAUAUAAUUUCUUUUGAUUUUGGGUAAAAGUAUGUCUCUGAGAUUUAUCCAAAAUGUCGUCUUAUAAAUCAAAUAGUGUUAAAAAGAUGUCUGCAGCUGAAAGAUGAAUUCUCUCCUCUCUGCCAUUUAAUGUCUGAAAUUAGCAAGAAAAUAGUCUAUAAUGUUGAUAUUUUUUAUACUGAUGUCAGUGCAAUUUGUGGUGAGGAGCUCUUAAUGCGCCUUGCUCAAUACACACACACACACACACACACCACUGCCCUCCUGCUCAAUGCCUGCACCCAUUUUUGCUUUACCAUGUGACUUAUGCAACAAGAUUCUUUUUGUAAAGAUAUGCUUUGUAUUAAAAGGGUUAUACCGGGGGAAUAGAAUCUCACAAAUGCAUAUUUUUAAAAUGGUGUUGAUUAUAUAUUAUAAAUGUAUUUCAGUUGUAAAAUACGAAAAAAGAAAAGAUGAAAACAGAAAACUAUGAGAGAGUGUUGCUAGUGCACCUGUGCUGUAAAUUUGUUCUUCGAUGUAGUGAAAUUUAUUACACUUUCUUCUUUUCUCCUAAUUUCAGUGGACGGAAAAAUUCAUGUCUCACUUUUUACUUUCUAAAUCAAUGACCGCAAAGGCUGGACCAUCUGUUUAGGUUUGGAGAUUUAGUUCCUUUUUUUAUUAUUAUUAUUAUUUUUUCCUGUUUGGAGGACAGGAUUGGCAGAGUGCAUGCGCUCACAGACUCACAGAGAACAUGUGUGGGGUUUUUGUUUUCGUUUUUUUCAGGAUCCACGAGGGACUUUCAAAACAGACUUCCUGUUUGUGAUAUAAUGUACAUUUAAACGACUACCAGGUGACGAUGGUCCUUUGGAAUUUGUUACAGCUUGUGUUAUGGACAUUAAAAUAUAUGAAUUAAUGAAAAACAAUGAAAAAAAAAAAAAAUACAAACCAGUUGUUUAGUCCGGUGCAGUGUCUAUGAAUAAAUAGAAUUAAUUCAUUGUCCUAUUAAAAUACAGAU
Molecule: messenger RNA, 5585 nt
Organism: Labeo rohita (rohu)
Lineage: Eukaryota; Metazoa; Chordata; Actinopteri; Cypriniformes; Cyprinidae
Gene: kcnd2
Product: potassium voltage-gated channel, Shal-related subfamily, member 2
Exons: 7
Coding region: 1166-3058 (630 amino acids)
Biological process (GO): protein homooligomerization; potassium ion transmembrane transport
Cellular component (GO): voltage-gated potassium channel complex; membrane
Molecular function (GO): A-type (transient outward) potassium channel activity; protein binding
Source: RefSeq, a predicted model, not a curated record